AUGGCGUGUAAUCCAGAAUUGUUUCGAUAUGUAGUGGAAACUGUGUUCAAUACUUGGACUGCUCUAAGGCUUGCCGUAGAGCAUGGCAUGGGUGGACCUCGAGGAAAAGAAAAUGCGCUGAAUUUGGUGAACCAGGUUACGGAUUUAUUUUGUAAAACUGAUAUUGAAGUAGAAGAAAUUGCUGAUUUUCUAGUAGAGUUUAUGGACACACAGUUCCAAACUAUAUGCGAAGACAACUCGCCAGAGGAGGUAGCAGUUGUGUUGUGGCAGUUCUAUCAACACUGUAAGUCAGGAAAUCAACAUCUAGUCAAUUUAGAAUUGAGCAGACUUCCGAAAUGCGAUGUAUGGCUAUGUAAACAUCAUCUGGUUAGCACUCAAGAAGAAGCAAUGGACCCUGUGGACAUAAUCUCAAAUGGACAUAGUAGUAACGUCACAGCAGAAGAACAUGAUCCAGAAUGGACACAGGUUAAAACCAGACGAAGGAGAGAACGGAUGGAACAGAUGUAA
Messenger RNA from Cryptotermes secundus, 507 nucleotides. RefSeq lists its product as uncharacterized. Lineage: Eukaryota; Metazoa; Arthropoda; Insecta; Blattodea; Kalotermitidae. Gene Ontology annotation, biological process: maturation of SSU-rRNA from tricistronic rRNA transcript (SSU-rRNA, 5.8S rRNA, LSU-rRNA). The transcript has a single exon. Gene Ontology annotation, cellular component: nucleus. The coding region runs from base 1 to 507 and encodes 168 amino acids. The record is from RefSeq and is a predicted model, not a curated record.